AUGCUCAGUGACCCAGCCUCUGAGCACGCAUCACUUAGACCUCCAGGCCUCUCCUACACGACUACAACGGACCAGAACAACAGCAGCAAAGACCCGGGUGGUGGAGUGCAGGCGCAGCCCCGGCUGGGGUUGCCCCAGGCUGGGGAGGAGCCUGCAGCGGACUCUGAGGUCACUCAAACAACGACCAGCAAUCGGAGCCGUCCAUCAGCCGCUAAGUGGGCCCAAGAACAGCAACCGAGCCAGCGGCAGCAGCGGCCGAGCAGCGGUCGGGGGCAGAAACGGCACCGUGGCGACAUGGCGGACGGGGCGAACACAACGAGCCCCAGUGCCAACCAGGGACCACAGGAGCUACAAAAUAGGCUUGCCGCCGUUAGCGAACGCACACUUCAGUAUGAGAUGGCGUUAAAAGAGAAGGACAACGAACUAGCGCGCCUCAAACAAUUGCUUGCGAUGAAAGGCGAGCAACUUCCAGGGCCCAGCGCACAGGCGGGGCCGGCGUCUGUCAUCACCGAGCAAGAAUUGAAGCAGGCUUAUUGCUCGUCGGUUCAAGCCCUGAAAGAUUACUUGGUAAUAUCCAAUCUGACCAGCUACGACAUAACAGGCAAAAACCUGCCCGAAAAGGUCACCGCCGACAUUAAGGCCCUGGUUCACACCAUCAGCAAGGUGUGCCUCCAAAUCCUAAAGCCCGAAACCCCCUUCGUGCUGGAAACCAUCAGCAAGGACUACAGCAAUACAACCACGACGGAUUGGGAGCUGGAUAAAAGUCACUGGAUCAACGUAAUUGCACAGCUGCAGCUCUCCAACUUACAGGUCCUGUCCAUCCUGCACGCACGCGAGUUGCACGUGCACAAGAUGCAGAUGCUCCUGCAGGAGCGCGCGGCCAUCGCACGCCAGGCAGCGGAGCUAACAGCAGCAGCGUGCAGCUCUAACCCCAUGAUGUUGGAUGAGGUAUCAAACAUGACGGUGCUUGUUCAGCAUGGAUACCUGUACUUUGCCCGCAACGCACUGCUGCUGCAGCGUGUCGUGGAUAUGUUCAAGGAGUCCCUCCUCCGUGAACAAAAGACGGUGAUGGAGCUGUUCCUUAAAGUGCUUUACCAGGUGCUCUCUCCCGUCCAAGCGGCAUUGUUCGUAGUUGAAGCUUUUCCUUACCACUGUGACGUGCUGGCGCUGUCGAAUGUGCUGGCGUUGGUCUUCGGAAAGGACGGCAGCAACGUGGGGAACAUGGGCCCUAUGGGCAACGCGCAGGCCGGGAUGGGGAGCACAGACCCGCUGGACAUGAUGAUGGGAAUGGGUGGCGGUGGUGGCGGGCCCUCCGCCGCCGCCGCGGCGGGGCCCAGUGGUGCCGGCAGCGGCGGAAACGGCAUGCUUUCCAUGCAGGAGGCCAUGCUGCUGCACCAGCAGUUUGGCGGGGGCGGCUCUGGCGGCGGUGGUGGCGGCGCCGGACCGGAUAAACUAUCGCUGUUGCAGCAGCAGCCGAGCGGGCAGCAAGACCUCACGGGGGGAGGCCUGGGUGCAGCCGGUUUAGGUGGUUCUCUAAGCGGCGGCUUAGGUGGGGGCGGGUUGGGGGCCGGCGGGCUGAGCGGCCUCAGCUCUGGUGGCAAUCCGGCGGGCGCGCAGCGGUUGAACCCUUUUGGUGCGAUGGCGGAGCUGCAGUCCAUGAUGGGAGGUGGCGGUGGUAACGGUGGCGGCAGUGGAUUGGAUGGGUCAGCAUUGCGAGGCGGUGAUGCAGGCGGCGCAAGUGGCAUGAGCGCCGCGGCAGUAAAACAAGAGCUUCAAAGCCUGCAAGCGGCCGCAAUGGCCCGCCAGGCUGCUGGGCAGAUGCUCGGCCCAGGCGUGGCUGGGGAUAUGGCCACCGCUAAAGCAGCAGCUGCCGGCGGCGGUGGUCUUUCAGUCUAUAAUCAGCAGCACAACAUGCCUGCCGGCAUGGGGGGCCUCGCGCAAGGUGGCGGCCUGAUGGAUAACGGUGUUGGGCCGUCAGGCGUGGGACACAAUCCCGCUGCUAACCUUUCCCCGGACCUCAUGGGCGGGCAAGGCCCCGGCCUGGCAGGCCCUGGAGCUAAAGGAAUGGCGGUGGGAGGCGGCCCUGGGCCGGGCCUACAGGGCGCGGGGUCCUUGGGGGUUGUGGGCGGGCUGGCAGGGGCGGGUAGCCUGGGCGGCGGUGGCGGCGGUUUAGUGGGGCCGGGCAGCCUGGGCGGCGGCGGGCUAGGUGCUGGAGGCCUGGGUGGCGGUCCGGGAUUAUUCGGCAAGGGCGGUCCGCAGGGUGGUGCGCCCACGCUUAACCUCAGCAUGCCGGGCGCAGGCGGGGGAGGCCUGGGUUUGGGUGGCGGUGGCGGGCUUGGGGGCUUGGGCGGGCAUGCGGAUGCGUUGGGUCCGCUGGGCCAGCAGAACAGCGGCAGUCUACCCAUUAGCACCGACAAGUCGGGCUGCACUCAGCCGGCUGGGGAGGGGGAAGAACAGCGCGCUAAACGCGCCAAAAUUUUGGAGAUUCAGCGGGACUCAACUCUGACGGACGAGGAAAAGGGAAAGCGCAUUCAAGCGCUCCAUGGGGCUAGCCAAUGGCUCGCUCAGGUGGUGCCUCGAGAAGACCCGCUGGGCAAACUCACCGAUGCCGAACGGGACAGUGUGACGUGCGGAAUCUGUACUUCCAUCGUCGACAAGCCAGUUACGCUCCCAUGUCAACACAACAUGUGCUUGAGCUGCCUCAAGAGCAUCCGGAAGCUGGAAACGACCCUCCGGAGGUGCCCGUACUGCCGUACAACCAUAAAGCCAGCUUUCAUCGACGGUGCAAGGAUCAACACGGCGUUUGUUUCCCAUCUCCGUAUGCUGUUGGCUCGGUCCCUGGGGGGCAGUGCGGUGGUCACGGCCCGGGUACAUCGCGAGGAGCCGGAGGGUGACGGGGAGGAGGAGGGAGAACAGCGACCCGAGGAGGCGUUCACCACCUCGCGAGCUGUCAGGAAUGGUUUGGCCAACGCUUGCAGCGGCAGCCUCAAGAUGACUUGCCCCCCGGAUCACUUUGGUCCGAUAGGUCCCGAGUUCGAUCCCCGUCGGAAUCGGGAUGUGGAAUGCCCACCUGCCCCACGUGGCUGGAAUUGCGGGGCAGAGCAACAAAGGUGCGGACGCGCGAGUGGGUUAUGGGAGGAUUUGAGCGGCAACAAACGCAACGGGGCGCAUGAUAAGGACCAGCUCACAUGGCACAACACCAGGCGGGGCUUCCUCACCCACAUCCCGGGCAUUUUCCCUUCCCCGGGCUUCAACACUGCCCCCGGGUUGCCCCCCCCCCCCGGGUGCCCCCGUGAGUUCACCCGCUACAACCUGGCGUUGAAGAGGUCGUGUGAGGAGGGACUUCCGGUGCGGGUCAUCAGGAGCCGUAAGGAGAAGCGCAGCGCCUUCGCUCCGAAGGAUGAGGCCCUCAAGGAGCUCCAAGAGCUGGUGGCGGCGGCGGCGGCGGGUGGGGGUGGGGGUGCCGGCGGCGGCGGAAAGAAUUCCGCUCCCGUGACGACGACGUCGCCGAAAAAACGUCAGCGCGGCGGCGCUGGCGGCGGCGGCGGGACAGGCAAACACACCGCCGCCACUGCCGCCGCAGCAGGCCGGCAGACCGCCGUCAAAGCCAAAACGAAAAAGAAGGCAGAAGAGGAGGACGAAGAUGACGAUGAUGAUGAAGGCUCUGAUGAUGAUGAUGAUGGUCAGCAGGACGAGGAGGGUUCAGAAGAGGAGGGCGAACGCAGCAGCGAGGUGGGCUCGGAGGACGACGACGACGAAGAGGACGAGGCGGAGGAGGAGGACGAUGAUGGCGAUGAGAAGGGAGGCAAGAAGGGAAAGGCCGCUGCCGGGACUGGCGGCCCCUCCCCCUCAUCGACUGUCCAGGUGGCCGAGGCCAAGGCCUUCGCUCCAGUUCGCUACGACGGCAUCUACCGGGUACUGGCGUGCUGGCGAGGCAAGGGGGCCGCCAACUACCUGGUUUGCAGGUGGGGGCGGGAGAGGGGCGACCAGGGCCUUGGUCGAAUUCCGGAGCGAGCUGCCAAGGAGAUUGCCGCGGCUAAGAAGUUGGGAGAGGAGGUCACGUACAUGACUAAGACACCGGCAUGGGACUAUGACUCAGCGAAGGGCGAGUGGGGCUGGACACGGGCCCCACCAGCAACGCAGAACAAGGCGGCAGGUGGUGGUGGGGCGGCGAAGCCCCAUUCGGAGAAGUCGUUGGGAAAGCAACUCGAGGGGAAGCUCGAGGGCGGCGACGGCCCGGCCCGUCACAACUCCCGACCCUCCCGCACUGCCAGCCAACGGAAGCCGUGUCCCGCUCGGGGUUGCGGCAAGGACCUAACUGCGUUCAUGAAGGACGUGCAAGUUAACAACGCUAUGGCUUCCCAGGCGGCCAGUGCGGCUGAGGCCAUUCAGCGCAAGGAGGCUGAGGUGGCGGUGAUGAAGCGCCGAAUGGAGGGCAAGGAGGAGCCCACGAUUGAGCGGGGCGAGGGUGAGGAGGAUGAGAAGGGUCAGGAGGAAGGCGAGUUCAAGGAGGAGAACGGGGCGGCGGUGGGGGCGGCAAAGGAGGCGGAAUCUGUAGAGAAAGACGGACGCAAAGAUGUUCAGGAACAGGAGCAGGAAGAGGCGGCGGCGGUGGCGGCGGCGGUGGCGGUGGCGGUGGCGGCGGCAGUCCAAGGGGGGGAUGGGCCCCAGGGGAAGGGGGCGACGGACACUCUGCUGAAGGAAGCUCCGGGUGGUACGGCGAAGGCGGGCGGCGCUCCCGUCGCCGCCGUGGGUGUUGUUGCGGAGCUGCAGGCGUCACCGGCGGCGGCGGCGGCUGUGCCGGCUGCCGCCGCCGCUGCCAACGGCGGUCGUGGCGAUGGCGAUGGCGAUGGUGGGUCUCUGCGGUGGUCCACAGAGGCGACCUGCAUUGCGGAGCGUCAUCCGGAUUUCGAUGUGGAGUUGAUUUCCGGAUUGUUGGAAGACCAGGGGGGCGACGUGGCGGAGGUGGAGGCGUACAUCAAGCGAAUCAAACGGAGCCAACAGCAGCAGCAAAAGACACCCAAGUUCCCCAGGCGACAAAGCGCCGGGACCUCCAAGCGCUCUCAUAAGAAGGGGGCUGGCGGCCUUGGCCGGAAGUCCAAGUCGUUAACGGCGGGUGAUGCCGAUGAGCAAAUGGAAGCGGAGGACGGCGCGGAGGAGGGCGAGGACGGGAAGGAGAAGAGGAAGGAAGCGGUUGAUGAUAUGGACGUGGAUGUAGGAAAGGUGGAGGAUAAACCGCAGGGGGCAGCAGUGUUAGCGGCGGCAAAGGGUAAGGCCGGGGUGCUGGACGUGGGUUUGCGUGUUGCAAAGCGCUCUCUGCUUGCGAAGACCAAGCAAGGCACGGGGCCAUAG
This is a messenger RNA of Volvox carteri f. nagariensis, 5352 nucleotides long. RefSeq lists its product as uncharacterized. Gene Ontology annotation, biological process: negative regulation of gene expression via chromosomal CpG island methylation; protein ubiquitination. Gene Ontology annotation, molecular function: ubiquitin protein ligase activity. The coding region runs from base 1 to 5352 and encodes 1783 amino acids. The record is from RefSeq and is a predicted model, not a curated record. The transcript is spliced from 24 exons. NCBI's taxonomy places the organism in Eukaryota, Viridiplantae, Chlorophyta, Chlorophyceae, Chlamydomonadales, Volvocaceae.